AUGGUUUCAAAAAUUAUUUCACAUUCAUACCAGCAACCUCCACCAUAUUUUUAUGCUGGGAUUCCUGGUAUGCACGGAAAGCCUGGGUACCCUGGUACACCUGGUCGUGACGGCCGUGAUGGACGCGAAGGAGUUAAAGGCGACCGAGGCAGCCCAGGGAAGACUGGACCUCAGGGACCUCCAGGCCUCAAAGGAACUCCGGGUGUUAAAGGAGAACCUGGAGUACAGGGUCCUCCCGGCCAGAAGGGGCAGCGGGGAGAAAGUGGGAAAAACGGAAUCCCUGGGACUCCUAGUGUGAUGUCUUUUAAGAACUGGAAAGAGUGUGCGUGGAAGAACGUAAAUGACGGCAAAGACAACGGCCUGAUUAAGGUGAAUAGCUAUAAUAUUGAGACGAAAAAUAAUUUAACAUACAACUGCUGUAGUAUCAAUUUACUUUUUUAGUUUCUCCGUUUGCAAAAAUAUUAAUUUCUCAAAAACAACCAAGUCACGCUAACUAAGUCUCUCCUGAAGUUUUGCUUACGGUCCAUGUUAUUUUAUCUGUAUAUCUUCGGUCCUCCCUAGUGAUUCUUUUCUUCAUUUCUCGUCUCUCUUUUUCACAGGAGUGUGUGUUUACCAAGAACUUUUCCGACACAUCUCUCCGUGUUUCCUGGACUGGAGCUCUUCGAGUCUAUGGCUGCACCAUUUGUUGUAAACGCUGGUAUUUCACUUUUAACGGUGCUGAAUGUUCAGGUCCCCUACCAAUUGACGGUAUUGUGUACCUGGGUAGUGUGAAGUCUCUUGAUCCUGCCCGUGUCCGCCAUAUUGAGGGUCACUGUAACAACAUCCACAAAGGCAAGGUGCGCGUUGGAUUCUGGGUCGGUAAUUGUCAGUCAAAUAGUCGAAAUGGUUACGAUGCCUUCACUGGCUGGCAAUCAGUGUCGCGGAUCUAUGUUGAGGAAAUCCCGAAACCACAAGCUUAG
Messenger RNA from Pocillopora meandrina, 959 nucleotides. Lineage: Eukaryota; Metazoa; Cnidaria; Anthozoa; Scleractinia; Pocilloporidae. The record is from the annotation of a GenBank genome assembly.